AUGGCUGCCGCAGCUUCGAGAUUAAACGGACCCAUGUUGUCGGAAUCUCGAGGAGGAGAAGGAGUAGGAGACGAAGGGGUAGCACAAUUCCCCGGCAAAGAGGCGACAAAGAGCCCCUUCUGUGGAUCGUCUCCAGGAGGCUGCUUUGCUGCUGGGCAACCUGCCAAACUGGCCGACGUCGACGUCGUCUGGUCGCUCGAUCCGUCCAGAUCCCUGGCUCCCCAGGCGCUGGACCAGUUCACCGAAGCACUGGUCCGUCUUCUGGACCCGGCCAGAAGUGCUCCUCUCCUGCCGUCGGCUCGGUCCACCCUCCACACCACAACAGCUCCACUCAACCUGGCCACGUCAACGCCGGCCUGGCAUCUGCCCGCACCGAUGGAGGAGGACCCUUUUGGGUCGUACCAAAUUCAGGUGACCAGACGU
Protopolystoma xenopodis is the source of this 423-nucleotide messenger RNA. Lineage: Eukaryota; Metazoa; Platyhelminthes; Monogenea; Polystomatidea; Polystomatidae. The record is from the annotation of a GenBank genome assembly.